Messenger RNA from Trypanosoma conorhini, 642 nucleotides. RefSeq names its product expression site-associated gene (ESAG-like) protein. The transcript has a single exon. The record is from RefSeq and is a predicted model, not a curated record. Lineage: Eukaryota; Euglenozoa; Kinetoplastea; Trypanosomatida; Trypanosomatidae. The coding region runs from base 1 to 642 and encodes 213 amino acids.
AUGAUGCUGAGCCCCAUUCUCUCCCGCGUGUCGGUUGUAUCGAUUGGCUUUGGGGCGAAACGCAACCACACGGUCCGCCCAGAGUGGCUGCUGAACUACAUGGAGGACGCGGGCCUGCGGGGCGAUGACGUCGUGGUGAUGUUUGACGGCGCUGGCACCUUUUUGCCCCACGCCCCUUUGGGCAAAGCGGGCAGUGGAGGGCUUCAUGCAAAAACGGCGCCCAGUGCAGACGCCUUCAACGCCACGGCGGUGCAUCGAGGUGCGGCGACUGCCCCCCUGCUGUUUGAGGGUGGCCCUGCAUGUUGGGCGCCGCAUAUUGACCUUGCGGCCCCUUUGGCACCCUCAGAACAUUAUGUGCGGUGCCGUUGGUUUUACGAACUUGUAUGGCGGCCGCGAGCUUUUCUGCAGACCAGCGCGUGCUGCAAUCGCCGCUUUCGGGGCAUCGGCACCUCGCUGCUGGCGGAAUGGUGGGGCGUGUGUGGGCGAUUCGAGAGGCGUCCAAGGCCUACGCGAGCCUUUUGGCGAAGAGUAAUGAGUGGGUGUGUGACCAGACCGUCUCGCGCUGCUGUUUGUGUGGAGCGUGUCUCAGGACCCUGUUGUGGAUCCCGCCCUUCGCAUACGCUACGGCCUUCCGAGCCUUGA